Humulus lupulus (European hop) is the source of this 1157-nucleotide messenger RNA. Its product is annotated as protein DEHYDRATION-INDUCED 19 homolog 3-like. NCBI's taxonomy places the organism in Eukaryota, Viridiplantae, Streptophyta, Magnoliopsida, Rosales, Cannabaceae. The record is from RefSeq and is a predicted model, not a curated record. Bases 227 to 898 code for a protein of 223 amino acids. The transcript has 5 exons.
CGCUAAGAAUCCAAACCACAAAGACUCGAAAGUCCUUGGUCAUUUCCACGUCUCUAACUUUAGCUUCUUCUUUCUCUCUGGACCCUAAACCCUACCACGCUCUAUAUAGACAUCUCUUACUGCUGAUAUCUUCUCUCAUACGGGUUCAACACCAUUAUCUUUAUUCAGACGCACUUGGGUUAAGAAGGAAGAAGAAGGAGUUAAGCUUACUUAUCAGUUAAAUUCAAUGGAAGAUGACAGUUGGAGCUAUGGUCUUUCAGCUUCGUCAAGAGCUUAUCAGUCCACGCUUAAGUCUUCCUCAGAUUUCUAUAUCGAUUUAGAUGAUUUUGAUGGAGAUGAUGAUAUGAGGGUGGAUUUUCCCUGCCCAUUUUGUGCGGAGGACUUUGAUAUAGUUGGGCUUUGUUGCCAUAUCGAUGAUGAGCAUCAAGAUGAGCCUAAUUCUGGGUCUGGGGUAUGUCCUGUUUGUGCUAUGGUGGUGGGGAUGAAUAUGGUGGGACACAUUACGACACAGCAUGUGAACUUUAUUAAGGGUCAGCAGAAAUUGAAACAUCAUAAAGAUGAGUAUUCAACCUAUGCCUUCUCGAGGAAGGAAUUGCAGGAUGAACAUUAUCGAUCAAUUUUUGCCGAGCCAAUUUCACUGGUUUCUACCUCGAAGAUGGCACUUGAUCCAUUGUUGUCAUUUCUUCAACUUGCAAAUGCUGCUGAGGACAAGCCAGAUACUGCACAGCCAAAUGUUUCUGAUGAAGUGAGCUUAGAAGAGAAAUUAUCCGAGCAAGCAUUGUUAGAGAGAGUUGAUCACAAACCUCCUGUAUCAGACAAGGACCAAGAAGAGAAAGCACUGAGAUCCAAGUUUGCACAGGGACUACUACUGUCAACUUUCCUGGAUGAUGACUUAUAAAUGGGGAGGAAUUUUACAAGUACGGGCUGCCCACUUCAUAUUUUAAGGAGAGAGCCAGUACACCCCUGUUAUGUGUUUGAUUAAGAUUUUACUGAUAUAUUAACAUAAAUAGGCUAGAUCUUAGGAAUUCAAUGCAAUGCAUGUUAUAUAAUUCAGCUUCAUAUAUGUAUAAGCCAGAGAAGAUUCAGACUCUUGUCAUUUUCAAGCUUUCUUUAUGGCUUCUUUGCUUAUUAAUAAAAAUCUUUACUCUUUAUUACUA